UUUUCUUUUCUUUUCUUUUUUUUUUUCUCAAUAUAUCUCUCUGAUUCAACCGGCGAUAUGAAGGACUCGGCCAUUUUUCCCAGCGAUCAAGGUGCCUUUUUUGAUGUGCUGCAACUCAUUGGAUUUCGAUACGCCAAGUUUGGAGAUUUGAAGUGUAAAGCUUCUUCAAGGUUAUCUACAACACAGAGAUAAUAAUAACAAGUUGAGAUCUACAACACAGAGAUAACAAUAACAAGUUGAGAUCUUCAUGACGGAUAGUAUCAACAGCUUCAAGAGAGAUUUGGUUGCACUUUGGAUAAGGAGGUUCUAGUUGUUCAAAGUUGUCUGAGUCUCUUGGAUAACGUGAAGCUGUCGAGAUUCCAUUCAAAUCAUGGUUAGGUUUAAGAAUGAUAUGGCUCCCCGCUCAAAGCUGUCAGGCAUGCAAAAGCAAGUUUUAGGUUUAUAUCGAGAUUUCCUUCGGGCAGCACGAAAGAAGCCCCCAGAAGAGCGCAACAGAAUUCGGUCGAUCAUUUCAAGUGAGUUCCAUGAGAAAGCAAAGAAUGUUGAUAGGAAGAAUUUCCUCUACAUCGAAUACUUGAUGCGGCGAGGAAAGAAGCAGUUGGAGCAACUAAACAACCCUGAAACUGUUAGCCUAUCAACCUUUAAAUUUGCCUCAUCAUCAGCAGCAAUCAAUCCAUCACUUGACAAUCAAAAUUCAAACAUUUCAUCAUCGGAGUUGCAUGCUGCUGAGCCUGACAAAGAACCUGCAGCAAAGGCCACCGUCCAGUAAGUUCUUCGGUGAUUCAAACGCAAAUGCGGCUCGCCAAUUGCCGCACCACUUUUGUUCCUAUAUGAGUUCUCCAUGGCAUUCUUUUAUACUGCAAAAUGGUCACAGAACAAACACCCAUCAAAGUUUGAGCCAGGUUAAAUUAACCAGAAGCUACUUCUUGGGUUGUUUUCCUGAGGAGUCUGGGAAUGUGCUGUUGUAGUGUUGUGCAGUGUUUCAAGCAAAGAUUGGAUGGAGACUCAUCUAUCACAUUUCUGUUUGAGCAAAUUAUGUGCUAUCUAAAACAUUUGUAGCUUUAGAGGACUCAUGAUAAGUGUAAUAUAUAUAUAUAUAUAUGAGGCCGCACCUUUUAUGAAUGUUUGUAUAAUUUAAUUCAAUGAAAUUUUUUAACAAUGCUAGUAACAGUGCUCUUCUACUGUGCUUUUAAUAA
Dioscorea cayenensis subsp. rotundata (Guinea yam) is the source of this 1196-nucleotide messenger RNA. RefSeq names its product succinate dehydrogenase assembly factor 1, mitochondrial. Bases 371 to 769 code for a protein of 132 amino acids. Gene Ontology annotation, biological process: mitochondrial respiratory chain complex II assembly. The record is from RefSeq and is a predicted model, not a curated record. The transcript has 4 exons. Lineage: Eukaryota; Viridiplantae; Streptophyta; Magnoliopsida; Dioscoreales; Dioscoreaceae. Gene Ontology annotation, cellular component: mitochondrion.